Molecule: messenger RNA, 3093 nt
Organism: Symbiodinium pilosum
Lineage: Eukaryota; Dinophyceae; Suessiales; Symbiodiniaceae
Source: the annotation of a GenBank genome assembly
AUGCCGAAGGAAAAACAGUUGCCGGAACAGCAGGACAGUUUUGUGAGUCGGACUCUUGCAAAACGGAUUCUCGUUGAAGCCCUUUGGCAGGUUGUCGGCGGUGUCGGCCAUGGCGGCGUCCUGGUGCGCACAGGUCCCGCACUCUCGGACGAGCUUUGUGAUGUUCGGCUCGCCACCGGUGCCAUGGUCAAGGAGAUUGACGCAAUGGAUGGACGCCUACAUUAUGAGCUUGUCAGUGGUGAUGGUCCUGCCAUGGGCUGGGUUUCCAUGAAGCUUCGCGGCAAGGACCUCCUGGUGAAGGCCGACGAGGUUGAACCGAGCCGCGCACAACGUCGGGGCCGAUUCUCCGAGUGGGCAUCGCAGACACAGAAGACAGAGGUGGUUGAGGAGGUCUCAACUGGCAGCGAGGUAGAGAUGCCAGCUCUGGAAACCAGUGAGUCUGGGGACAGCACUCCGAUCAUGGCAGCCCAGGCUGAAAAGGAGCCCACCGAGGAUGAGCGUGAAGCUUUCCGUCAGUACACCGAAAAGUUUGGCGAAUGCCGGGAUGGCUCCAACCCAGGCUACAGUCGAAAGGCCUUCCCGUGGUUCACAGGAAAGCCCCCUCAGGGUGAGAAGGUGUCAGCAGAGUCGCUGCAAGCAGCAUUGAGCUACCGACCGACCAAGAAGCGCCUCACGAAAGUCAACCUGAUUGAGGUGGAUUCGGAUCAUGAGGAGAUCCCGCUCUGCACCCGCUGCUCUAUGCCUGUGGGCGAGUUCGCUUACCAGGGUCGUGAGGGCAAGGAGACUUGCGUCCACACGGAAUGUAUGGCACAGGUCCUCAUGAAGGAAGCCCAGCGGGAAGAUGAGCAUCGGACGACAAGGGAGAACAACAAGAAGCUCAAGAACCGCAAGGAGUAUAACAUCGGCUGGCGCAUGGACAGCGUUCCAACCAACGUUGCACUUGCAGAGCGCAUGGGCUGCCGACCGGGACCACAGGGGCUCUGCUGCCUCGUCUUGGAUGAUGGUUCGAAAACCGUCCGUGUCGCUGCUACUCUUGAGCCAUCCGCAUCUGUCAACUUGGAGUACCUCCUGCUUGCCCUCAAGGUGCGGAAGUCCGCUUCUCGUGAACCUCUCUUCUCGUUGGAUCCCAUCGACCCUAAGAACUUGGAGAACUCGCCACAAAAGAAGGUCUUUGAGCCAUCCUGGUUGGCGGGCACCAGCGCUGGGGAUGUCAUGUUCCAGGCGGACUACUUCCUGAAGGAGCUUGCGCUGGGCGAGUAUUCCAUGCCUGUGCUCGGCAUGCUCAGUGUCUUCGACUGGUCCGAGAUGGGCGACAAGGAGAAGACCUGGUCAGGCCGCGAGUGGUUUGUGGUGAAGAAGGCGGAGGUCCGCAUGGCUGAAGAUCAUACGCUCAUCCCGCACGUGCGAAUGGGUGUGGAGGCUCGCGAGCAAAUUGUUACAGCCAAGGGCUUGGAGGACGCACCUGUGACGGUGCCCACCCACCCGCUCAAGAAGUUUGCAGAGGCCUUCACCCGCAACUUCGAUCUGAUUGCUGAGCGCAAGAGCGUCAUCUUCCACCUGCGGGAGUUGGCAAAGGCAUCUGUGAUGGCCAAGUACCUCGUGGAUUCCAAGGCUAAGAUCGAUCCCUCCUGGUACCGUCUCGCUGACGAGAUCGUGAAGGGUGCUCCGCCUGAGCCGCACAUGGAGAUUCCGCAGCUCUGGAACAUGCGUGGCAACUCUCGCAUCAAGCUUAAGAAUGGACGCCUCAUUGACAUGGUCACAGGUGGCCAGAGCAAGCUCCAGGCCAUUUAUGGCGGUGUGGAGUUCGGCCUGGACCGGUUUGAGCUGGCGCAGCGACACGCUCUGCAGGGCCAGCCGACUGGAAUGCAGCUUGGUCAGUCAGGACGGCCCAUGUUCAUGCCCCAGCGCUUCCAGCUGGGCCAGCGUGAGAUGCCGCAAGGUGUGGACCUCAACUUGGACAAGUUCUCCCUCUCGACCGAGGAGCGCUUCCGGGGUCGUCUGCCGCCAUGCAGCGGUGAUGCCGGUUCUUUGGAAGCCCGCACAACACUGGGCAAGGCCUUCUUGAGCAGCCUGCGCCAGAAGUCAUGGCCUGGCAUGAAGAUGGACGACCAGAAGCUGCUCCUGAGCAUCUUUGACGUCCCUCAGUGCGAUCGCACUGAGGAGGGCGAUGCCUUUACUCCGCCAGAUCCGAAUCUCGAGUACAUCGUCAAGGUCAAAAGCCUGGUGGGUGAGGAGCGUGGCAUCCGCGAUCGGCGCAGGGUCCGUUUCGCCGACAAGAACUUUGUCAUGGCGAACCCCGGAUCAGAGUUCCCAAGAUCUUGGACUUCCCGCUUCCAGGUGGAGCUUGAAGGGCGCAUCUCAUACACUGCCCCGACAAAGUUUGGCUUGGUCAAGUUGGACGUUGAUGAGAACUUCAAGCGAAGCAUGCUCGAGGACGUGAUUCCCAAAGCGGUGCCUGAGUUUCAUGAGGUCACCGAGGAUGGAGUCGCCUUCCGCAUCUACAAGCUGGGAAGCUUGGAGGUUCGAACCAUUCAGGAAGUCGAUGAGCCUGAGUUUGUCCAUGUGGUGUUCUCCUCUCGAGCGGUCUCCUGGGAGACCAAGGGGUCCAAGCCACAGGAUGUGCUGGGCAAGGAGAAGCUUAGCAGAUGCCGAGUCUACGUCGAGGCUAUGGAGCAUGAGGCCUGCAAUAACUACUACGUGGUGCUGGAGACCCACGAGAAGAGCGUCAUUGUCACUGAGCGCAUGUCCGACGGAUCCCUGUGCUGGCUUCAGAACCCGCACAAUUUGGAGGAUCGCAAUUCCCUCGCAAAGCUGCUUUUCACGGCAGACUGCAAGGAUGGCCUGCGUAUGGGUGACGUCAAGCAGCAUUUUGAGGCUCAGCCACACGACGUUGAUGGCGAGCAUCGCAAACGGUAUGCCAAGGCAUUGUACGUUUACGCGACUGGCCGAAGCUUGAAGGGCAAGUGGGGAGGCAGCGCGCGCCGAUACACGGCACCACCCAUGAGGGGUCUUGGUGUCCAGGCUUUGGGCCGCAGCUCAGAGUUCAUGAACGUGAUGUGGCUAGCCAGAAACUCCGGGCUCCGUGGCCUUUGA